Geodia barretti is the source of this 1104-nucleotide messenger RNA. The record is from the annotation of a GenBank genome assembly. Lineage: Eukaryota; Metazoa; Porifera; Demospongiae; Tetractinellida; Geodiidae.
ACGGUGCGGUGGUGGUGGAUGAUUAUCGGUGAAACGGCAUCCCAGCAGAUCGGACGUUUUCUUGUGUGCUAACAACUUCAAGUUGCUGUCUUGUCCGCGUACUGAAAUUCCAGAAACAACAUGAGGGCUCUCCUAAUCCUAGCGGCAGCCGUAGCUGUAUCCGUCGCCUUCGACUUCCCUGAGGAGUGGGAGCUCUGGAAGAAGGAGCAUAACAAAGUGUACCAAGACCCCCUGACCGAGCUACGUCGCCACACAAUCUGGCAGGCCAACAAGAAGUACGUGGACGAGCACAACGAGCACCUAGCUCCCCUUGUCGGCUUCACGGUGGGAAUGAACGAGUAUGCCGACCUGGACUCAGCCGAGUUUGCCAAGCAGCUCACCGGCUACCGCAACAGACGCAACCGCCUACCGGCCUCCAAGACGUUUGUGGCAACCAAUGCUGCGCUCCCCGACAGUGUGGACUGGCGCACAAAGGGCUAUGUGACAGGGAUCAAGAACCAGGGGCAGUGCGGCUCCUGCUGGUCCUUCAGUGCCACCGGCUCCCUGGAGGGACAGCACUUCAAUGCCACGGGGAACCUGGUCUCCCUGAGUGAGCAGAACCUCGUGGACUGCUCCGGAGCAGAGGGCAACGAGGGAUGCAACGGAGGACUCAUGGACGAUGCCUUCGAGUACGUCAUGAAGAAAGGGAUUGACACCGAGAGCAGCUACCCCUACGUGGCUCGGGACGAAAAAUGCCGCUUCAACAAGGCUAACGUUGGGUCAACUUGCUCCGGUUUCACUGAUGUCAAGCACGAGGACGAGAUGGCUCUCACCCAGGCCAUUGCCACUGUCGGUCCAAUCUCUGUCGCCAUCGACGCCUCCCACAACAGCUUUCAGCUGUACAGCAGUGGAGUCUAUUACGAGCCAUCCUGCUCCCAGACUGAGCUGGACCAUGGAGUCCUGGCUGUCGGCUACGGAACUGACAGCAGCAAGGACAUGUACAUCGUGAAGAACAGCUGGGGCGAAAGCUGGGGGAUGCAGGGCUACAUCUACAUGAGUAGGAACCGCAACAACAACUGCGGCAUCGCCACCGAUGCAUCCUACCCGGAAGUGAAAGCCAACUAA